ACGCGAGACAACAUCCAAACGUCCCGGUUGGCAGCCUUCUUUUGCAAAGCAACCCUACGUCCGACAAAGAAAGGCCACACUGGCAGGCAUAUCUCGCACCGAUCUCGCGUCUCAAUCUCAUUGGUGUAAGCGGCGCUAAACUCACUUGCCAAAUGAAUAGCGAAUUUCCCCUUCGGAUAUCAUUUUUGUGAUGCUUCCUCUCUUCCGAGUUCUAGACAAUUGCUAAUAAUACCAGUGAUCGCAAAUUUUUCCUUAUAUCGUGAUAUUCGCAUUAUACGGUGAUACUUUAUCGUGCAAGCUGUUCGUGCGCCGCAAAAACGGGUAACGCGGGCGUGUAUGUGUGCGUGUGAAUGGGAGGGGUGAUGAAAAUUGGAUCUGCUCACGACACCGUGCCGCUGCAGCGUUGAUGCGUUGGUCUGGCGUUGGUUGUUGGUUUUGAUUUUUUCCCCCAUAUUUCUUUAUCGGAAAAGUUAGGUCAAUGGUGGAAAGCAGUGAAAACGGUGUUAAAUCUCGGUGCUUUGCGAAGGGAAACUUGUUCGGUGGUGUUGUUAGUGUGACGCGUACAUGCCGCAAAACGGCAAAAUUAACAUCAAUCCGGUCGCGCUACGCUUUGGACAGCUAAGCGCGAGCUGCCACUGUUGCCAUUUGGCUCCUUGGUAAGCACAGCAACAGCACCGGUCAAUAGAUAGAGUGCCCGGGUAAUUGUAGUUCGUGACGGUGGCAACCGGGCGGUGUUGAGAAUGGUCGUUUCGAAGGAAGGUAAACGCCGGCGUAAAGUGUCGACCAUCGCACAAGCCGGUGGCGGUAGCACCAAUCCAUCUUCCGGCAGCGGGUCUAACGGCCCCAUUACUAACGUAGCAGCAGAACGUGAUCUUUCUCCGCCAGAAAUACCGAAACGCCCGAAAGUGCACGCACAGCGAAAAUUCGCUCAAGGACAGGGGACGGCUUCUUCGUCUUACCUUAGUUAUUCUUCUGCACCUCCAACACCCGGCAAAGAUGGCCAGAACCGAGCCUCACAGUCUGGGCCAGGAAAUGGCACCACACCGACCGUAUCUGGCAGCGGGACGGGUUCAGAAGCCAGCCCACAAGUACCGGAACUGUUACCGAACAUGCGACCAAACACGGAAGAUUUCUUGACGUUCCUUUGCUUUCGUGGAACUCCGGUAUUACCGCCUGCGUUAGAUUUUUUCAACAAAUCUAACACCGGCGCCACUACGAAUGCGGGACACAGUAGCAGCGGUGGAAGACAAACGUCCACACCGGGCGGUUCAGGUAGUUCCAAGCUAAAAUCGCAACAAUCGAAGAUAGCUACAUCGACGAACGAAACACCCGGUCCAGCUGUGAUGCCCUGUUCCACUUCCUCUAAGCUAAUCGAACCAAAACAAACGCAAGAAAAACAGGACAACGCCACUUCGAAUAAACCCGUACAGCACGAACCGGCGGCUAGCCAGGAAAAGCAAAUCAUUCCUGCUCCAGCGGCAGCCGUGCCAGCUACUACGUACAUCCCUUUUGCUGUACGCAAACGUGCCGAACAACAUCCAGUUCUAGCAGAGACACGAUCCGAUCGAAAGCGCACGCAGGAUAAGAUGCAGGCACUACGCAAAAAGUAUCACGAUCAGCGGGUGGCUAAACUGCGAGCAACGACACAGGGUCAGCGACAGAGUGGACGAGGCAAUGUUUCUAUAACUACCCGGUCCUCUAGCGUUCCUACAAAGCCGCCUCGAGAAGAGCAAGAAGACGAAGAGCCAAAUGGUUCGGACAAUGAACCAAUGGAAGAUGGCAAAGCAGAAGACGAGGCGAAGGAGGAGAAUAAGCAUGAUAAAAAAGUUUCGGCCGGAGAAGAACCUAACGUUGGCAAACGAAAAAGUGGUCUUCGGAGCAGCGGUGCAGCAUCUCACGCCUCAAGUCCGGCCGUCGAAAGUGCCAAAGGAUCGCCUACAAAAAUUGCUCGCAAUGCAAAGCGUGAUUCUUCAAAGGCUGCGAACGUACAGGAAGAACCCAGUAAAGAAUCGCCGUCUAAAACAGCCGAAAGUAAAACGCCUAACAAAUCGGGUAAAAGUUCACCUACCCCCAAUUCACCUGCGGAAGAUUCUACUAAACCGAGUACAACUCGCGGUACAAGCAGCAGUUCGAAGAAGUCCGUUAAAGAAACUCCUAAGAGUUCACCUGUACGGCAACAACAACAACAGCCUUCGACCGCUGUUUCCGAUGUGGAAGGAAAAGAAAAACGAACGACAAGGUUAUCCGCUUUACGGAAUCCUCCUUCAGUAGCAACUAAAUCGGAUACGAUUAAAAGUGCAAAGGACAAACGGAAGCAGCAGGAACGUGUUGAUUUUUCAUCCGACGAUGACGAACCACUAUCGCGGACUACAGCGGCGGAAAAACGUUCGACGGAUACGGUGGCCGCUAACGAGCCCGGUAAAACGACCCGUUCCGGAAGAAGUCGCAAGUCGGAACCAGCCACACUGGAGAAAGAUCCGGAUGAAAUGCCGGAUAAAAAGACUCGUCGAUCCGAAUCGGUUGUAAGCCGCCGUUCGGACAUAAGCUCGAGAAAGUCGGAGAUGCGCGAGGUAGGCACGGCGAAGAAAGCGGAAGAGCUUCCAAAACAACAGCAGCAGCGAGGGCGAAAACGGAAAGAACCGACCCAACCACAACCGGUCGGUAAAUCAUCUAAAGAAGAUGAACCCAACAACGAGGUGAAGAAUGAGCUGCCUUCGUCGGAGAGUGCGGAACCGACGGAACGUAAGCAGUCGGUAGCUGCAGGUGGAAGAAAGAAGCGGGAAACACCCGCAAUCGAUACAACCCGUGACGGCACACUAACACCGGAAGUGGAGGAAAAGAAACCGAAAACGGCAUCAUCGACGCCGGUCGAAUCGAUAAGUACAUCGCGUCCAUCGCGCAAAACAAAGGAAGCGGCCACGCUGUACAUGGAGCUGAUCGGAAGAAAGCUAAAUCACGACGACAAGUCGGACGAUGACGCAUCGUCGCUGGACAGUCUCGAGCUGCCGAAUGUGCGCAGGCUAGAACGGAUGGAGAACGAACUAAAGGCGAACGCCACUAAGACACGGGACGCAAAGCAGCAAACACCAUCCGGCAGUGCCGUUUCAACGCCCAAGGGUGUCAGCAAAGCGAAAAGGAAAGGCCAAUCAACGAACGAAGCAAAACAAGGGGCCGAUUCGGUGGACGAUGCCGGAAAGCAGCAGCCGGCUGCUGAGGGCGCUGACAUAAAAAUAAUUGAAAAAAGCUUUAGUGAUUCCGACGAGGAACCGUUGGCCAGUAAAUUUCAGCGCAAACAGCAACAAACUCGCCGCCAGCCAUCGAAAACAAAAGCAGCCGCCGCUAAGCUUCCCGCCGGCCGUAGAAAUGCAAAGAAAGCGACCGUCGCGGAUGAGGCGAAAUCGGGUGACGAACAAUCAUCACCCGAGAAGAAGGAAAGCCCAGAGAAGCCAUCAAAGAGCGACGAAAAGGUACGGCAACAAGCGAUGACAAAAAAGGCAACAGGGACAACACCAACAGCAGCAGCCACCAACAGCAUAAGUCCGCCAUCAGCCGGCACAGCUAAACAGAACGGUACAUUGGGCGUUAAUGUGUCUGUUGGUGGGAGCGCAAUCAGAACUCCUACAAAAAUGGCCGCAACCAGUGCGCUCACCAGUCCAGUGGAAUCUCCGGUCCUUUCUUCCGACCAUCUAAAAAGUCCCACCACAUCGGAAGGUCUAAAUGUAUCGAGAUUAAACAAAUCCAUGGACAACACGCAGCUGUCCACCACGGUUGAGCCGGCCGAAAGCCCGAUAAAGAUACCGCAAAUGUUGAACAUACCAACGGUCAUACCGACGCAAACGUCAUCCUUUCUGCAGGUAACAACUCCAACGCACCAGCAGGCCCCAUUUACUCGUGCCAUAAAGCCGACACUUGGAACAACUGUCGGCAUGCCAGCGAACAAUGUUUCGACCGAUGGUUACCUGCCUUUGAAUAAAUCGCCCCCGGGGACAGCAGUGAUCGCGUCUCAACCGGACGGAACCAAUUUGCCUUUCAAUCGAUCCGGCACGGGAACGAUAGCAACUGGGACAGUUGCGGCCAGCGCACCCAAGGGUGAUUUUACGCUCCCCCUGGAUGAGUCCAACUUUCUUAAAGGUUUCGAGAAGUGCUCCGCAACAGAUCCGACCGCGACGGAUAAACCGGCCGUGGCACAUUCUUCGCUGCUGGGUAAUUUGCUGCCAAGCAAGGAGGAAUCGGAGAAGAUUUUUGGCAUCGCGAGCGUUAGUUUGGCACAAAGUUCUGGCCCGCUCGAUACGAAAUGUACGCUAGGGAAGUGUGGUUCCGUGCACAAACCACCGCUUGGGCCGCCCGUGCUAACGGAGUCACUGCUCGGCGGCAAUCUUUCGCCACGGGAUCGCCGUAAGGCAAAGGUCAACAUGACACAUGAACAGAUCCAGAAAUGGAUUUACGAAUCAUCGUGGUCACCGAUCGAGGACGAUCUGAAAGAUGACGAUUUGGAGGUGAUUGAACCGGGCACUCGUACACCACCGCCCACCUCGUCUUCUUCAUCGGCUGUCCAGCUUACAGUCACUACGCAACCGUCAACUGUAGCAACCGGUUCGGGGUGGGCUGGCAUGAUGGCUUCCACCUCAACACCAAUCAGCACGCCAACCGUUGGAAACAAUCGAACUAAAGAGGAACCCGAUCGUACACCUAUGAGUGGUCCAGCAGGAUCUACAGCACUAUCCACCGCAGUGGAGAAAAAGGAUGUCGUCCCGCAACCGUCACAAAAAGAAGCUGUCGUUCCGAUGGCGCAAGAGAUAAAAUCAAUAAGCGGCGAUAAAGAUAGCAACACGGCGGGCAAAAUGCAUGGGGAGGGACAACCGACGAAGGAAGUGUCCAGCGUUUCAACACCAACAAGCAAGCAGCGCGAUGCAAAGGAACAACGAAAAACGAAAGCAGAACCAACACCCACAGCACCACCAGCUACAUCGACACUGCGAACUACGGCCACAACACCCACAACAUCGGGCGAACGGAAGCCAAUCUAUCGAAAUGCGACGGGCCGUACACCGGUCUACAAACAGGAGGCGACGCUCUCGGUUAAGCAACCAGCUCCAGCAACGCAGUCUAUGCCAAGCGGACAGCACGUACCGGCGAUGACAGCCUCCACGAAACCGGUUGCCUCUGGUGCGCAAGGAUCGUCAUCCACGCCAAGCAACAACAAAUUCGGGGCCUUUUCUCCGGUAAACGAACCGAGCGUUUAUUCGUUUGAUAAGGAGGAAGAUUUUAUGCCCGUUGCAACACCAUUCCGUAGACAGCACGGUGCCAGUGCCAGCGUUGGCGGUGGUGGAAGUGGACGGCGAGAGUCAUGCAAUUCAUCCGCCCGGGAUGAACCCACCGUCGGUGGAAGCAACAAGCGCGAUACAACGCCAGUGGCCGACGAGAAGAAUGCAUUCCAGAAACCACCGGUGGUGGCAAAAGCGAACACUAUCGGUAGCACCGGUACGGUGGCCAAUUCCGAUGAGAAGAUAAAACCACCCGAAACCACCGGUGAGGAUGGUAAUGGGGAGAAAAAGGAAGAGGACCGAGCGACGCAGGUGAAGCAGGAAGCGAGCGACACCGAGCCGGACGGUGGUGGCGGACAAACGUUUUACAUUCCACUGCAAGGUCCAACGGGUGGCGGUGGUUCCACGGGUGGGAGUUCCGCGGGAAAAUCGGCCGACCAGCUCAUCCAAGGUGUUGCCGUGAAGCUCGGAACGGAAGGUCCCGACGGUCCGAAUCAACGUGUCAUAAUGCACGCGAAGCUUGUCACGAAGGCAGAGAUGGGUUCGAAUCCAACCACCCUGCCCGACUCGAUGAACGUGCAGGAGCUGGUAAAGAGUCUGACGGCACAGGGUGGUGCAGCGGCGCCACUUAGCAAGGAGGGACUGGCCAAACUGCUUCCCAUUGGGUUGCUGCAAUCUCGCUUCAAGUCCACGGAACCGGCAUCCUCGACGGAUGCCCGCACACCGACGCUAGAAGAUCGUGCCAGCGCCGAACCGAUGUCGCGCGGUUUGUCACGUAUCGCAUCCAAUUCGUCCCUUUCCUCCCAGCGCUCGAAACCGACCGGAAAGACAACGGCAAAGGGUGGAACGGCUGGUCGUGGGGGUGCAGGUGGUGGAAGCGAAGCAGUUUCAAUACCCCAGCCGGACAACAAUACUGUGUUCCCGCGUCGGGACGAUCCGGCCCAGAUGGUAGAAGCACCGGUAUUUAAGCCGACCGAAAAGGAAUUCUGCGAUCCGAUGGAGUACAUCGAACGGAUCGCACCGAUCGCGUCCCGGUUCGGCAUCUGUCGCAUCAUACCGCCGGCCAGCUUCAAGCCGGAAUGUCGCAUUGCGGACGAUAUGCGCUUCAUGGCGUACAACCAGUACGUGCACAAGAUGUUGCACCGUUGGGGACCGAGCGCGAAAGAGUACGCGGCCAUCAAGAAGUAUCUAGCGACGCAAAGCAUCAACCUACAGGCGCCACCGGUGAUCGGUGGAAUGGAAGUGGAUCUGCCCCGGCUGUACCACACCGUGCAGGAGCUCGGUGGCCUGAAGGAGGUAAUCGAGAAGAAAAAGUGGGUCCGCGUAUCGGAGGACAUGUGCAUACCGAAGGCGGCGCACGAUCGCGUCUCGAAGCUGGACGACAUCUACUGCAAGUAUCUGCUGCCGUACGAUACGCUCUCGCCGGCUGAACGCCAGAAGCUGUUCGACGAAGUCGAGGCGGACUGGGCGAAGCGGGAAGCAAAGGCACGCCGGAACGCGGACAAGGGUGUUGGUUCGGAGAUUCGCAACAGUGGCGAUUCCGACGAGGAUGAGUCCAACGACGAGGAGGAGGAAGAGGACGAAGACGAAUGCUCGAUGGAGUGCAUCGUGAAGGGACGCAGCAUGCCACUGAAUCAGUUUUUCCGUAUCGCUCGCAACACCAUGUCGCUGUGGUUCCGAAACAGUGAACCGACGGUGGCAGAAAUUGAGGCGGAAUAUUGGCGACACGUGGCCGUCCGCGAUAGUCACGUGUGCGUCCAUUCGGGUUCGAUCGAUUCCAGCGCGUUCGGAUACGGAUUUCCAAGCCCGAAGGUGAAGGGUUCGUCCUGUGCGAAACAUCCCUGGAAUCUGAAGGUGCUGACGAACAACAGUGGAUCGAUUUUACGUUCGCUCGGACCGGUUAUGGGCAUCACGAUUCCGACACUGCACGUCGGCAUGCUGUUCAGUGCCUGCUGCUGGUAUCGCGAUCCACACGGGCUGCCGUGGAUCGAAUAUUUGCACACGGGUGCGAACAAGAUCUGGUACGGUGUGCCGGACGAUCAGAAUGCAAACUUCCGUGCGGCGCUGACGGUGCUGGUGCCAACGCACUGUCAGAACAAAACGAUUUGGUUGCCGUGCGAUACGGCGAUGGUGCCACCGCACAUGCUGACCGAUCGGAGCGUUUCGCUGUGCCGAACCGAACAGCAACCGGGACAGUUUGUGGUGGUGUUCCCGCGAGCAUAUACCUCGAGCUUGUGCACUGGAUACGCGGUAUCGGAGAGUGUCUACUUCGCUACCAACAGCUGGCUCGACACGGCCAAGGAAGAUUUUAGGGACAUACAGGAAAGCUGCGAACCGACAAUGUUUUCCGUGGAGCAGCUGCUGUUUGCGAUCGCGAACGAUCAGCGCAGCAAUCAUGAUACGCUCGUUCAAGCGUAUCCCAUGAUCGUCGAUAUUUACGAAAAGGAGAAACAGCAUCGACAAACGCUAAAGGAACAAGGCGUAACGAAAUCGGAACGAAUCGAGUCAAAAAAGAAGAGCGCCUCUCUCGACGAGUUCGAAUGUGAACGGUGCCGGGCGAAUCUGUACCUUUCGCUAAUAAAGGUAAAGGUGAGUAAUAGCGACGAUGACGACGAUGACAAUACGACGGUUGAUGAGGAGGAACGCAUCUACUGUCUGAAGCACGCCGUGAAGCAUUUAGUUGACGGUGGUCUGCAGACGAAAAACUGUCGGCUAGCGUACACCUACUCACUGGAGGACAUCGAAGAGCUGCUGAAGAAGCUGCAGGAUCGUAUCGCCAACAAGAAAUCAUCGAAAUCUAGCGCCGGCAGCAGUGCUGGUGGUGGCGGAGGCGGUGGAGGAGGCGGAGGUGGUGGUGGUGGAGGAAGUGGACGGGGUAAGUCUUCGCUCCAUCUAGCGUCCACAUCGUCCCAGUCUUCUUCGUCCUAUCAGGCUCCCAGUCAUAGCAAGUAUGCCGGUAUGGCUACGAUGUUGAAGUAAGCUUAAGAAGGCAACCCCUCACAUGAAACCGAUCUAUUGCUGUGCGAGAAACUUCCUAUCUUCUGCAGUACCGUAAGAAAAAAAGGGGAACAUUAUGUUCCCCGUUCAAAGGCCAAUUAAUUCAUGGUACAAUGGAGGGGGAUAGCAUAGCAUGGAUGCCACCAAGCGCCAUGGUCAAGGUUUCUAUUUAAAUUUGUUGCUUUAUUCGAUUUGUACAUUUUUUGUUCCUUUUCACUAAUCUAUGUGAGCAUAUCAAUCAUACUGGACAGACACGGAAACAUCACAUCACAUUAGUUACAACAGACAUUUAACAUCCCUUGUUUUUUUUUGCACAGUAUUUAAACGGUGGCUCUCACCGGUACCCUUCUGUAGAGUUUCUCUUUGUACGCCACAGUAUUAACUUGCAUCGAUUAUAUCUAUCAGUAAGCUUACUAUCUCUGGAUGUACGCGUAGGAAUCAUAGAAAUAAUCCAAGAGGCAAUAGAAAUGAAAACUGUAAUCUUAUUGGGCUAGCUUGCAAUGAAGCGUGGAUGUAUUUCUACUUCCAUGGACUCCUCACAGUUGGGUAUGUCGUGCUGACAUGGUUAGCAGGUUACCAAUCGUAUUGCAGGGCUGUUAGUAACUAGAUGAUGUACGAAAAAGACGAGGGAUUACCGACCGGUUACGAUCACUGUUGGCUGCAACAACCACAACAGUCCUCCAAAACCGGAAUAUUUCGUUUAUGGCAGGAACAUACCGCUAGAAUGAUGCCACGUUUAGGAGCAAUGAAGUAUGGAUUUUAAGUUCCCCGUUGUAAUAAUAAAGUCUCGCUAUCAUUGGUGCACGCUGCUUACCAACACCUCUUUCGCUCCUGGUAGAAUAGUAACGGUGUGGUAAAAAGAUAGAAAAUGGCUUCUAACAAAACACUACCCUUUUCCCCCCAAAUGCCAAAUAUGCACUUCGAUAUGAUUGGAGGCAUAACGAUCGGAGAUGAGUGUGUUUGUGUUAAACAAGGGCAAAUAGUAGGUAGGAAAUAAUGGCACCCGAGAACACUUCAUGAUAUUACUAUUAGGCAAUGAAUACGCUUCUUCGAUCGUAGCGCAUUGAAUUACUAAUGGUUGGUUUAGAGCAAAACCAAGAAACGAUGUUGAAUGUUUGCCCUACUAGGAACUCUUUGCCUUUACACGUAAAGCGUUUAGCCUCAUAAUCAGCUGUCGGGAGAGGGAACUCCAUCACCGAAUAACCAAGGAGAACUACCAUAACUUCCUUGAAAGCCGCAAACUACUUAGCACAUUCCCAAGCGAUCCAGCAAUUGUCCGUAACACAAUGAUUGUGUUGGCACAUACAAGAAGAAACUCUGCAUCCAUCGCACAUUGGGACAAACAUUUCCAUCAAACAGAACUACGACGGUUACUAAGAACUAACCUUCCUACGAAAUCCUACGAGUUCACAUCCUGCUUCAUCAUCUCGGAUAGUUUCGUUCCAGCAGUGCUAGGAGAAGAUAUAAAGUAGGAUAUUGCCAACCGCGUCUGGGCCUUAUGCUAAUUGAUUGAUCAAUCUAUAUCGCUUUCCGGCAGCAUAAACGCCACCAACAAACGUGGAUUGCAUGUUUCCUUUCCCCCCGCAUAUGUUUUGUUUUUACUUUACGAAUGUAAAUUGUGUGUAGUGUGCAUAUGUUCGUGUGCGUGUGUGUAUAUACAUUUAGAUAUAAAUAUGUUGCAUCCUUGCCUUUGAAGGAUGCAUGCUGUAGAAGAUGGCAAUCGUGUGAGACAAUGGCGCAAUACGAAGACUAGUCGGUUGAACUUAGCAAUUAAACAAAGGAAGGGAAGAUAAACGGGAAUAGAAAACAUCACCUUUAGUAGGGCAUAGGUAAGGAUUAAUUUAUAAAGAUAUGAAGCCACACAGGUUUGGAAUAUAUGAUGAGCAAAUGCGAAAGAAAGAAAAAACGGAUUGCGACAUCAAAUGAUUACAUGUUAAGAGUAAUGGAAUGUGCUAAUGCUUUAGAAAAGAUAUAGUAUAACACAGUGAAAAGUGGGGGCGGAUGAGUGAUACGUUUACAACCAUGCACGCAUAUACAUACCCAAUACCACCACGGAAAAGUGGAAUAAAACAGAUCCUUUAAAUAUAUAUAUAUAGAUAUAUACAUAUAUGAAAACAAAACGUUUGCACUAUAAGCGUGAGGGAAAUUUGUGGCAUAAAAAGAGUUUAGAGUUUAACAAAAAAGGCAAACGAAAACAGAGAAAACAUCAAAAUGAACUAUUUACUGCAAACUUUUCGCUGAUGGUGCCACUUUGGCCGAGUGGAAAGAAGUUUCGUUUAAAGGCAGAGCCGAUUUAGGCGGGACAACGACCUGCACUGCAAAUUCAAUUGGUUAAAAAAAAAGAAACAUACAUACACACACCCCCACAGCCACUUAUAAAAGAGUUCAAUAUAUGUUUAGUAAUAGAAAUCCCCUAAAAAAAAGUGAUCCUAGUGUUGAAUAUCCCCUUAAUAAGCUGCUUAUUCUGCUAGUAA
Anopheles funestus (African malaria mosquito) is the source of this 10735-nucleotide messenger RNA. RefSeq names its product mucin-5AC (gene Jarid2). The transcript has 4 exons. Gene Ontology annotation, cellular component: nucleus. NCBI's taxonomy places the organism in Eukaryota, Metazoa, Arthropoda, Insecta, Diptera, Culicidae. Bases 741 to 8243 code for a protein of 2500 amino acids. The record is from RefSeq and is a predicted model, not a curated record. Gene Ontology annotation, biological process: chromatin remodeling. Gene Ontology annotation, molecular function: DNA binding; histone demethylase activity.